AUGCCAACACCAGAGUCCGAGUCCUUCAAGGCCGCAAAGCCGAAAGUCCCACCAACAUUCGAUGGCGUAGAUUACGAUGACAACAAGGCCCUCAAAGCGGCGCAAGACUCCAUCAUACGUGAGCAGUGGGUGCAGAGCAUGAUGGCGCGGUUAAUCCGAGAGGAGAUGGGCAAGUGCUACUACCGGGAGGGAGUGAACCAUCUGGAGAAAUGCGGACAUUUGAGAGAGCGAUACUUGCAACAAUUGAAGCACGCCAAGAUCAAGGGUUACUUGUUCGAGCAGCAGAACUACAUAUCGAAGUCGGAAUGAGGAAGCGAAUUCGCCAGGGAUGCGUUACGAGAGAAGGAACAGCCAGAGGAACCAGUUUAAAGAGUCGCCCCAAGGUGUCCGCCACCACCUCGCGCCGACCUGUCUGGGCAUAGAACUACUGUACAGAUACUCGAUUUUUGCGUUACUACUCACACGUUUCGAGCCCUCGAUCAGCCUCGUAAACAUGGAUGCAGAUAAAUAGUUGUAUGCGCCCAUGAAUUCGCGUCG
This is a messenger RNA of Pseudocercospora fijiensis CIRAD86, 537 nucleotides long. RefSeq lists its product as uncharacterized. The record is from RefSeq and is a predicted model, not a curated record. The transcript has 2 exons. NCBI's taxonomy places the organism in Eukaryota, Fungi, Ascomycota, Dothideomycetes, Mycosphaerellales, Mycosphaerellaceae. The coding region runs from base 1 to 309 and encodes 102 amino acids.